Molecule: messenger RNA, 2682 nt
Organism: Rangifer tarandus platyrhynchus (Svalbard reindeer)
Lineage: Eukaryota; Metazoa; Chordata; Mammalia; Artiodactyla; Cervidae
Source: the annotation of a GenBank genome assembly
AUGUUUCCCUUGAAGGAUGCCGAAAUGGGGGCCUUUACCUUCUUUGCCUCUGCUCUGCCCCAUGAUGUCUGUGGAAGCAAUGGGCUUCCUCUCACACCAAAUUCCAUCAAGAUUUUAGGGCGCUUUCAAAUCCUCAAGACCAUCACUCACCCCAGGCUGUGCCAGUAUGUGGAUAUUUCUAGGGGAAAGCACGAGAGAUUGGUGGUGGUAGCUGAACACUGUGAACGGAGUCUAGAAGACUUGCUUCGUGAAGGGAAACCCGUGAGCUAUUCAAAGGUUUUGUGCAUAGCAUUUGAGGUACUUCAGGGCUUGCAGUAUAUGAAUAAACAUGGUAUAGUACACCGGGCACUGUCUCCUCAUAAUAUCGUUUUGGAUCAAAAGGGACAUGUUAAAUUGGCUAAAUUUGGACUUUAUCACAUGACAGCAUAUGGUGACGAUGUUGAUUUCCCAAUUGGGUAUCCGUCGUACUUGGCACCUGAGGUAAUUGCGCAAGGAAUUUUCAAAACCAGUGAUCAUGUGCCAAGUGAAAAACCAUUGCCUUCUGGCCCCAAAUCAGAUGUCUGGUCUCUUGGAAUCAUUUUAUUUGAGCUCUGUGUGGGAAGAAAAUUAUUUCAGAGUUUGGAUAUUUCUGAAAGACUAAAAUUUCUGCUUACACUGGACUGUGUAGAUGACACUAUAAUAGUUCUGGCUGAGGAGCAUGGUUGUCUGGACAUUAUAAAGGAGCUUCCUGAAACUGUGCUAAAUCUUUUAAAGAAGUGCCUCACCUUCCAUCCUUCUAAGAGGCCAACCCCAGAAGAGUUAAUGCAGGACAAUGUGUUCAGUGAAGUGUUACCCUUAUACACUCCCUUUAUCAAACCUGCCAGCCUGUUUUCUUCUUCUCUGAGAUGUGCUGAUUUGACUCUGCCGGAGGAUAUCAGUCAGUUGUGUAAAGAUAUAAACAAUGACUACCUGGCAGAAAGAUCUAUUGAAGAAGUGUAUUACCUUUGGUGUUUAGCUGGAGGUGACUUGGAAAAAGAGCUUGUGAACAAGGAAAUCAUUCGAUCCAAACCACCUAUCUGCACACUCCCCAAUUUUCUCUUUGAAGAUGGUGAAAGCUUUGGACAAGGUCGAGAUAGAAGUUCACUAUUAGAUGACACCACUGUGACACUGUCAUUAUGCCAGCUAAGAAAUAGAUUAAAAGAUGUUGGUGGAGAAGCAUUUUACCCACUACUUGAAGAUGAUCAGUCUAAUUUACCUCAUUCAAACAGCAAUAAUGAGCUGUCUGCAGCUGCCACUCUCCCUUUAAUCAUCCGAGAGAGGGACACAGAGUACCAACUAAACAGAAUCGUUCUCUUUGACAGGCUGCUAAAGGCUUAUCCAUAUAAAAAAAAUCAAAUUUGGAAAGAAGCAAGAGUCGACAUCCCUCCUCUUAUGAGAGGUUUAACCUGGGCUGCUCUUCUGGGAGUUGAGGGGGCUAUUCAUGCCAAGUAUGAUGCAAUUGAUAAAGACACUCCAAUUCCUACAGAUAGACAGAUUGAAGUGGAUAUUCCUCGUUGUCAUCAGUAUGAUGAGCUGUUAUCCUCACCAGAAGGUCAUGCAAAAUUUCGGCGUGUCUUAAAAGCCUGGGUUGUAUCCCAUCCUGAUCUUGUGUAUUGGCAAGGUCUUGACUCGCUUUGUGCUCCGUUUCUAUAUUUAAAUUUCAAUAAUGAAGCUCUGGCUUAUGCCUGUAUGUCUGCUUUUAUCCCCAAAUACCUGUACAACUUCUUCUUGAAAGACAACUCACAUGUAAUACAAGAGUAUCUGACUGUGUUCUCUCAGAUGAUUGCAUUUCAUGAUCCAGAGCUAAGCAAUCAUCUCAAUGAGAUUGGAUUUAUUCCAGAUCUCUAUGCCAUCCCUUGGUUUCUCACCAUGUUUACUCAUGUAUUUCCACUGCACAAAAUUUUCCACCUCUGGGAUACCUUACUGCUUGGGAACUCCUCUUUCCCAUUCUGUAUCGGAGUAGCGAUUCUUCAGCAGCUGCGUGAGCGACUUUUGGCUAAUGGCUUUAAUGAGUGCAUCCUUCUCUUCUCUGACUUACCAGAAAUUGACAUUGAACGUUGUGUGCGAGAAUCAAUCAACCUGUUUUGUUGGACUCCUAAAAGUGCUACUUACAGGCAGCAUGCUCAACCUCCAAAGCCAACGUCUGAUAGCAGCGGAGUCAGAAGUUCAACACCUUAUUUCCCCACUGAGUGUCCAGAUCCUCCAAAAACAGACCUGUCAAGAGAAUCCAUUCCGUUAAAUGACCUAAAGUCAGAAGUAUCACCCCGGAUUUCAGCAGAGGACCUGAUUGACUUGUGUGAGCUUACAGUGACUGGCCACUUCAAAACACCCACCAAGAAAACAAAGUCCAGUAAACCAAAGCUCUUGGUAGUCGACAUCCGGAAUAGUGAAGAUUUUGUUCGGGGUCACAUUUCAGGCAGCAUCAACAUUCCAUUCAGCACUGCAUUCACUCCUGAAGGGGAGCUUACCCAGGGACCUUGCACUGCCACGCUCCAGAGCUUCAAAGGGAAAGUCAUUGUCAUCGUGGGGAAUGUAGCAAAGCACGCAGCAGAGUUUGCAGCUCAUCUUGUGAAGAUGAAAUAUCCGAGAAUCUGUAUUCUAGAUGGUGGCAUUAAUAAAAUCAAGCCCACAGGCCUCCUCACCGUUCCAUCUCCUCAAAUAUGA